Populus trichocarpa (black cottonwood) is the source of this 683-nucleotide messenger RNA. Its product is annotated as histone H4. Gene Ontology annotation, molecular function: protein heterodimerization activity; structural constituent of chromatin; DNA binding. Gene Ontology annotation, cellular component: nucleosome. NCBI's taxonomy places the organism in Eukaryota, Viridiplantae, Streptophyta, Magnoliopsida, Malpighiales, Salicaceae. The transcript has a single exon. Gene Ontology annotation, biological process: nucleosome assembly. The record is from RefSeq and is a predicted model, not a curated record. The coding region runs from base 46 to 513 and encodes 155 amino acids.
CGCUCUACCCAAUUCCACCAAUCAGAUUCAAGGAUACACAAUCCAAUGGUCAAUAACCUAAAUCUCAAUCCUCACGCGGAUCGCCAUCUGAUCCAACGACCACCACACCGCCUUGCCUUCUAUAAAACUAACUCUCCAAACUCUACCUCAUCGAAUCAAAUCACAUUAAAUCAAAAAACAAAACUCAAAGUCUGUAAAAAAAUGUCAGGGAGAGGAAAGGGAGGCAAGGGAUUGGGAAAGGGAGGGGCCAAGAGGCAUCGUAAGGUUCUUCGUGAUAACAUCCAGGGUAUCACCAAGCCUGCGAUCCGUCGUCUAGCAAGGCGUGGUGGUGUCAAGCGUAUCAGUGGUCUUAUCUACGAGGAGACCAGAGGCGUGCUCAAGAUCUUCCUGGAGAAUGUGAUUCGUGACGCUGUAACCUACACAGAGCACGCACGCCGCAAGACAGUGACUGCUAUGGAUGUCGUGUAUGCUUUGAAGAGGCAAGGCCGUACUCUUUAUGGUUUUGGUGGUUAAAGGAAUUUGGGGAUUUUCUGGGCUAGUGGUCGAUUUAGGGUGUUUUGUUUGUUCUUGUUAGGUACGUGGGUUGAUAGGCUUUAGGUAGACGUCUAAUUCUUGUAUUUUCAAAGCUGCAAGUGUCUCUCUCUUGAUGCUUGAUCUAAAUGAAAUGCUCCUUUUCCUUUUUA